Messenger RNA from Candidula unifasciata, 1884 nucleotides. Lineage: Eukaryota; Metazoa; Mollusca; Gastropoda; Stylommatophora; Geomitridae. The record is from the annotation of a GenBank genome assembly.
AUGGCCUCACAUUUGUUAAAUUAUGAAACUUUUAUCGAAAUUCAUGUUCACCAGCUCAGAGCAUCAGGAGUGCCAGAAAUCUACUGGGAAAAUUUGUUUGUCAAACUCAAAACAGAGAAAAUCUUAUUUGAAACCACACAGCUGUAUGAUGCAGGGAUGAUAUUUGAGAUGCAGAUCGACCCUGAUGCAGCAAAUGACAGCGUUUUUGGUGGCUGGCGAGUCAUGUGCACCUCAUCUCGACCAAUUAAACUUGAUGACCCUCAACACAUCUACCUCAUUGACCAUGCAUGGACCUACCAGAUUGAGGACAUGCGGGCAGCCCUAGACGCUGUUCCUGGCCUUGUGGAGAGGAUGGUGAAUUUGAUGAAUUUGGAACCUGCUGGCUCGAGCAUGGAGGAGCAGAUAGAAGCAAUUUUGGACAAAAUGUGGUGCUUCAACCAGACCUACAGUUUUGGAAACUUUGAUUUGGGUUCUGAAGCUGCCAAGCCCAAGUGGUAUAUUAUGGAUGAAUUUGGGAGUCGUAUCCAACACUCAGACACACCCAACUUUCGGGUUGUCCCAUUUUUCUAUACGGGUGCUGGCAUCGCAUACUCCAUCAUGUGGCCAAUUAUGGAAGUGGAAAAUGGUGAUGAAGCAACAAGGGACUUUGUGGAUGGAGAACUUGAUCCUGCCAAGCGCAGUGCACGCCUCAUUCCUUGGAUGCCCCAAGACAUGACAGAUAUUAGCUUUACUCAAGUGGAGCCAGAUGUUUCCUAUUUCCAGAGCUACAGGCAGGAUGAAACCUGGCCAUCAGCUGACUUUGAGUGUGAAGGUCUGCCAAGGGAUAGAAAUCUCAGGGUGUACAUUGACUACAAAGAUCUGAGGGAGCAGCUGACCGAUGGGCGGUUUGAUAUUGUCUUUGACCCCCUUGAUGCUGAUAUUCUCUGGUACUGCUCACAUUUUCAUGACUUCAAAACAUUUAGUGAAUCAAGGCCUAACUGCUUGAUCAAUCAAUUUCCAUGUGAAAACGUUCUGACUGUGAAGGACUUGCUGGCAAUUACAGCCAGACGAGCGGCAGUCACUGCUAAAACAGAUCAGGACCCAUUCAAAUCAAAUCCAAAAUGGCUGCCUGUAACAUACAACCUAAACACAGAAUUGUCCAAAUUUGUCUCCUAUUUUCAGAACAGACAGAAAAGGGGCUUGGAUAACCAUUGGAUUUGUAAGCCAUGGAACUUAGCUCGUGGCCUUGAUACCCAUGUAACCAAAAAUCUCAAUAGGAUCAUACGGGUUAAUGAAUCAGGACCAAAGGUGGCCUGCAAGUAUGUGGAGAACCCAGUUCUGUUUUUUCGUUCAGACAUUGGGAGUUUUGUCAAGUUUGACCUCCGCUUCAUUGUUCUUUUGACCAGCGUUGAACCUCUGCAGCUUUAUGCUUAUGAGGUGUUCUUUCUGAGGUUUUCUAACAAGGCUUUCUCUUUGGACUCCUUGGACGAUUAUGAAACACAUUUCACUGUCAUGAAUUAUCUGGAGGGAAGCACAGACAAGCUGUACCAGAUGCACUAUGAUGAGUUUAUAUCAGAGUUUCAAGACCAGAACCCAGCAUUCACGUGGACUGAAGUUGUGAAUGACAUCUUUAGGGCUCUGAAAGAAUUAUUUACGGCUGCAGUUUCUGCACCCCCACCAAAAGGUAUCUGCCCCUCUCCACAGUCUCGUGCAAUGUACGCUGUUGAUCUCAUGCUGGCCUGGGAUAAACAACCUUCUGGAGAACGUGUGCAGCCCACAAUUCUGGAAGUGAACUUUGGUCCAGACUGUGCAAGAGCCUGCAAAUAUCAUCCUUCCUUUGUGAAUGACAUCUUCAGUGUACUCUUCAUGGAUGAUACUGAGGGCAAACGAGUGGUACCUUUAUGA